This is a messenger RNA of Ectocarpus sp. CCAP 1310/34, 2543 nucleotides long. The record is from the annotation of a GenBank genome assembly. NCBI's taxonomy places the organism in Eukaryota, Phaeophyceae, Ectocarpales, Ectocarpaceae.
GCUGGUCGGGUGCUUGCUGGGGCUCUGGGUUGCUCGGUGUACACGCAAAGCGACACGAAAGCUAAAACAAAAGCAGACUCCAUCUGUGGGCCUGAGGUCGGACUACAGCAGCAUAGUUCUACACAGCACCGGAAGGAGAGAAGGCGGCCAACAUCAUCCUAUUUUACAUCACAACGUACUCGUCACGGCGAAUUACGGUUUGCCAUGACCACCAAAGGAAACAGCAAGUGCCUGGACGCCUUCGUCGUUGCCUUGAACCAGGCUUGCGAUGGACAAGAAAAGCGUUGGUAUGUGUCUACGCUGGAGCUGCAGCUCGUGUCACUGGAAGUUUGUGGGGCGUGCAGACGUGUCCAGACCUUGCACGUACGUGUCAAGCCACAAACGCCUCCUAGCUUGUGGUUCCCUAGCCAAAACCACACCACAACCAACAACCGCAGUCCAAAGGUUUGCAUCUCGAGCCGGGUGCCGGUUGUGCAGGCUUUUGGUUUGACGUGGGCACUUCCGAUGGGGGUUCUGCAGCAGAGGUCUGCCACUGAAGUGCGAUCAGGGUCAGGAUGUCGGCGUGCAAACACACACUCAUCUGCAGCAAGCUUAGAAUCGGCGGUUUGGCCUCAAAGGCUCAAACGGAUGGUAUUUGAAUCGGAUAUGACCGUGAACACGGCGUCGUGGCCUGCUUCCCUGCAACAGCUAUCGUUUGGUUGUGGCUUCAACCAAGCAAUCGUCGGGGUCGCGUGGCCUGCCUCCCUGCAGCAGCUAUCGUUUGGAUAUUCCUUCAACCAGCCAAUCUUCGGAGUCGUGUGGCCGGCCUCCCUGCGGCAGCUAUCGUUUGGAUAUUGCUUCAACCAGCCAAUUGUCGGAGUCGCGUGGCCGGCCUCCCUGCAACAGCUAUCGUUUGGAGUUGACUUCAACCAGCCCAUCGCUGAGGUCGUGUGGCCGGCCUGCUUAGAUUGUCUGUCGUUUGCGGAUUUAUUCGACCAGCCCAUCGCCGGAGUCGUGUGGCCUGCCUCCCUGCAGAAGAUAUCGUUUGGGUUUUUCUUCAACCAGCCAAUUGUUGGAGCCAUGUGGCCGGCCUCCCUGAAGCAUGUGUCGUUUGGGUAUUGUUUCAAUCGAUCCAUUUCGGGAGGCGUGUGGCCGGCCUCACUGCAGCAGCUAUCGUUUGGUUUUGAAUUCAACCAACCCACCGUCGGAGUCAUGUGGCCGCCCUCCCUACAAAACCUAUCGUUUGGGAAUUCCUUCAACCAGCCGAUCGUUGGAGGCGUAUGGCCGGACUCCCUGCAACAGCUAUCGUUUGGACGUUGUUUCAACCAGCCAAUCAUUGGAGUCGUGUGGUCGGUAUCCCUGCAGCAGCUGUCGUUUGGUUGUGGCUUCAACCAGCCCAUCGUCGGAGUUGAGUGGCCGGCCUCCCUGCAACAGCUGUCGUUUGGCGAGAAAUUCAACCAGCCCAUAGCCGAAGUCGUGUGGCCUGUCUUCCUGCAGCAGCUAUCGUUUGGAUCCUCCUUCAACCAGCCAGUCUUCGGAGCCGUGUGGCCGGCCUCCGUGCGGCAACUUUCGUUUGGAUACUCCUUCAACCAACCAAUCGUCGGAGGCAUAUGGCCAGCCUCCCUACAACAGCUAUCGUUUGGAGCAAAAUUCAACCAGCCCAUCGCCAAAGUCAUGUGGCCGGCGUCCCUGCAGCAGCUAUCGUUUGAUGCUGAUUCUGACUUCAACAAGCCCAUCCUCGGAGUCAUGUGGUCGGUGUCCCUGCAGCAGCUAUCGUUUGGGUAUUCCUUCAACCAGCCAAUCUUGGGAGUCGUGUGGCCUCCCUCCCUGAAGCAGCUGUCCUUUGGCGUUUUCUUCAACCAGCCCAUUGCCGGAGUCGUGUGGCCGACCUACCUGCAACAGUUAUCGUUUGGUUCUGAAUUCAACCAGCCUAUUGCUGGAGUCGCGUGGCCGGCCUCCCUGCAGCGACUAUCGUUUGGUUGGGGCUUCAACCGACCGAUCGCCGACGCAGUGUGGCCGGUCUCUCUGCAGCAUCUUUCGUUUGGAGGUCAAUUUGAUCAGCCCCUCGUCGGAGUCUGGUGGCCGGCCUCCUUACGAAGUGUGACUCGUCAAGGACGCAGUCUGCCGUUCCAAAACUGCUCAACCACGGCAAGGGAAUGCUACAGUUCGAGGAGCGACACCGCAAGGCCGACAGCAACCGCAAGAUCUACACUGCCGUCGCCUCCCUGGCCGUCGCCGCCGGACUCGUUUGCGCCGUCUCCUCCUCCACCGAACACUCCGCUGCGGCCGCGGGAGGGUAUGGUUAGGAAGACGCGACGCGUCGAGGGAGGGUUUUCCUUCAUCACUGCGCGAUUGCGCGUGCUCUUGUUCAUCGCUCUCUAGACGUUGUGGUGUCGUAAUCCUGCGAACGCACGACUUCAUUCUGGACAAAUCGUGCUUCCUACUCACCAAAUAGAUGGGCCGAACACGCACACAUCCAACCAGCUGAUCUGUGCAGACGUGUGGAGAGAGGCGCUUGUCCGGGGGUGUCUGAAAGUACUAUUUACCCAUUCAGCAUUUGCGAU